AGGUAACAUCACACACAUAUCCGCUUCGAAAGCCGCGACGACGACGACGACGAUGACCAGCUAGCCAGCUCGCCUAUUUAGCUAGCCCGUCACAGCGCGCUCAUUUGGAGGAUGUGUUUGUACUUGUAGCGCAGUGCGAUCGAGUGAGCAGGAGCUAGAGCUAGUGGUGGCAGAGGCAGGACAGACCGAUGGGAGCGGCCAUGGCGGAGGAGAGGAGGGCGCACGCGAUGAUGUUCCCGUUCCCGUGCUCGGGCCACAUCAACCCGACGCUGAAGCUGGCGGAGCUGCUGCACUCGCGCGGGGUGCACGUCACCUUCGUCAACACCGAGCACAACCACAAGCGCCUGCUGCGGACGGGCGGCGCGCGGCUCGCCGGCCGGGACGGAUUCCGGUUCGAGUCCGUGCCCGACGGGCUGGACGACGCCGACCGCGCCUCGCCAGACAAGACGGUGAGGCUCUACCUGUCGCUGCGGAGGAGCUGCGGCCCGCCGCUGGUGGACCUGGCGCGCCGACUCGGGGAGCAAGAGGGCGUGCCGCCCGUCACCUGCGUCGUGCUCAGCGGCCUCGCCAGCUUCGUGCUCGGCGUCGCGGAGGAGCUCGGCGUGCCGUCCUUCGUCAUCUGGGGCACCAGCGCCGUCGGCUUCGUCUGCACGCUCCGGCUGCGCCAGCUCACACAGAGAGGCUACACGCCGCUCAAAGAUGAGAGCUACUUGACCAACGGGUACCUGGACACGCCGAUCGACUGGAUCGCCGGGAUGCCGACGGUGCGGCUCGGCGACAUCUCCAGCUUCGUCCGGACGGUGGAGCCAAACGGGUUCGGCCUGCGCGUGGAGGAGGAGGAGGCCAACAGCUGCGGCAGGGCGCAGGGCCUCAUCCUCAACACGUUCGACGAGCUCGAGCCAGACGUCCUGGGCGCGCUCCGGGACGAGUUCCCGCGCGUGUACACCAUCGGGCCGCUCGCUGCCGCCAUGCACCGCCGCGUCGACCACGGCGCGUCCGGGCUGAGCCUGUGGGAGGAGGACGCGGCGUGCAUGGCGUGGCUGGACGCGCAACCGGCGGCGGGGUCGGUGCUGUACGUCAGCUUCGGGAGCCUGGCGGUGCUGUCGCUGGACCAGCUGGCGGAGUUCGCGUGGGGCCUCGCCGCCAGCAACCGCCCGUUCCUCUGGGUCGUGCGCCCCGGGCUUGUCGCCGGCGACCGCGGCAUGGAGGCCCUGCCGGCCGACUUCCUCGCGGAGACCAAGGGCCGGCGCUUCAUCGCCGAGUGGUGCGCGCAGGAGCAGGUGCUGCGGCACCGCGCCGUGGGGGGCUUCCUGACGCACAGCGGGUGGAACUCGACGACGGAGAGCAUCUGGGCGGGUGUGCCGAUGAUCUGCGCGCCGGGGUUCGCGGACCAGUACAUCAACAGCCGAUACGUGUGCGGGGAGUGGGGCGUCGGGCUGCGCCUGGACGAGCAGCUGCGGCGAGAGCAGGUCGUGGCGCACAUCGAGGAGCUCAUGGGCGGAGGGGAGAAGGGCGAGGAGAUGAGGCGCCGCGCCGCUGAGUGGAAGGCUCGUGCCGAGGCGGCGACGGCGCCCGGGGGGUCGGCGUACGAGAACCUCGACAAGCUGGUCGAGGAGCUGCGGCUGGAGGUGCCGGACGGCGGCGCCAAGCUUGCCAAAGUCACGCACGCCCGGUGACGUCACCGCCAGGCAGUGUCAUGUCCCACUGUUGCGUAAUGUACUCUUAGACUUUUGGGUGCAUGCUGUUGUUUUCUCUCGAUCUCGAACUUGUCAUUUAUCGUCAAGAUUUAGCUCAGCGACUGGCACGCCGAUCGUUUCUUACACGCAUGGCUCUCUUCAAACUAUGCAAAUCAUGGGCUUAAUGGCA
Triticum dicoccoides is the source of this 1866-nucleotide messenger RNA. RefSeq names its product UDP-glycosyltransferase 85A7-like. Gene Ontology annotation, molecular function: quercetin 7-O-glucosyltransferase activity; quercetin 3-O-glucosyltransferase activity. NCBI's taxonomy places the organism in Eukaryota, Viridiplantae, Streptophyta, Magnoliopsida, Poales, Poaceae. The transcript is spliced from 2 exons. The record is from RefSeq and is a predicted model, not a curated record. Bases 189 to 1676 code for a protein of 495 amino acids.